Molecule: messenger RNA, 375 nt
Organism: Tetrahymena thermophila SB210
Lineage: Eukaryota; Ciliophora; Oligohymenophorea; Hymenostomatida; Tetrahymenidae
Exons: 1
Source: RefSeq, a predicted model, not a curated record
AUGUUGAAAAAUAAAAAAAUGAUAUCACUGAUCAAAUUGCUAAGAUUGUUGAGGAAAAGAAAAAAUAAAUAGAAAGCAAUCAAAAUUAAUAAUCUAAUAACACUACUAAUACUGAAAAUUAAAAAUCAGAAAGUCGUGUAUUUAAGAAAGUUCACUAUAUUUCUGAUGGAAUGGAAAUUGAAGAAUAAUAUGAUAGCACAAAUCCUAAGAAUUGCUAUAAGAUAAUUAGAAAAUAAGGUGAAGCUCCUCAAAUAAUAAGCGGUGAAUAAUAAAAAGCUUAAAUCGAAUAAAAUAAAACUGAAGAAUCCUAAUAAGUAUUAAAGUAGAAGCUAGGAAAUGGACUUGAUGAAAAAUUAGAAUAGCUUUGUAGAAUGA